Eucalyptus grandis is the source of this 1419-nucleotide messenger RNA. Its product is annotated as zinc finger protein 4. The transcript is spliced from 2 exons. The record is from RefSeq and is a predicted model, not a curated record. The coding region runs from base 392 to 1189 and encodes 265 amino acids. NCBI's taxonomy places the organism in Eukaryota, Viridiplantae, Streptophyta, Magnoliopsida, Myrtales, Myrtaceae. Gene Ontology annotation, biological process: negative regulation of abscisic acid-activated signaling pathway.
CCAUAAUUAUACAUCAGUCAUCAACCAUAACGCUCGAACCAUUUCCACAUCAGUUUUUUCCCUUUUCGAUAUCUCUGCAAAUCUGCGACUCUCUGCUCUCUGCUCCAACCCCCUCCUCUUCACUCUUCUUCACAAUCCCUGUCUCGCGAAUUUAUGGCACUACCCGCACGACAGUCCGUCCCUUCCUUUGAUCACUAGCAAAUGUACGACCGAGGAUUAGCAACCCAAAAGCUGUCGAAUUCCAUCUGAUUUGGUGCCUCUCAUGGUGUGAAAAGCAGAACUGUUCUCUCGUAUUCUUGGCAUCAGUACAACUGGCUCAACAUGCUGUUACUCUUACUCAACUAAAACUUCAGCACCACAUUGUCGUUGGCCUUAAAGUUACAGCUCAGUAAUGAAACCAACCAUUGAUCUGGAAGUGGAGGCCGUCUCGGAAAAUGACUCUGAGAUUAGUAGCCAAGUCGCCUCCAAUCUAUCCAAUCAAGAGCCCUCCAUGGGUCCCUCCAAUGACAGCCUUGCUAACUCUUCCUACCUCAUCAGCCCUUCGGCUGUUGGAUCAGGUUCCGAAACUGUGUUCCUAGACUUGAGCCUUGGUUGCAGCAAUGAUGAGUCCAGCGGGAGGGAUUCUGUAGGAGUCGCCUUCUCGAGCACCAGCGAAUGUAGCAAUGAGCCCGAAUCUCAUCCGGCAGCUGCAGGACCAACCACUUCAAGAGUCUUUUCUUGCAAUUACUGUCAAAGGAAGUUUUUCAGCUCACAGGCACUCGGUGGCCAUCAGAACGCGCACAAGAGAGAGAGGACCCUGGCAAAGCGGGCAAUGAGGAUGGGCAUGUUUUCUUCACAGAGAUAUUCCAGCUUGGCGUCUUUGCCUUUGCACGGGUCUCCCACUGUCAGGGAUCUGGGGAUCAAAGCGCAUUCUUCCGUGCACCAGGUGCACCAAGGCAUGUUGCAACAGACAAGACCACAUGAUCUGAGCAGUGGUCCAAGAUUCGGAGACGGCUUUCUAGGUGUUCCGAUCUUCAUAGAAGAUGAUGAUGUUGAGCUGUUGUGGCCUGGCAGCUUCCGUCAGGCGGCACAAGCACACGCUCCUCAACCGAGUUUUGUUCUAACUGGAGGUUCUAACAUAAGCUUCGUCGGGGUGAAUCCACCAUCUGAUGCAGGCAAUUCAGCUCCUGACUUGACACUGAAACUUUAAAAGAGGUUAAUCUUCAGUUAAGUCUCAUGUUUGCUUAACCCAACAUUGCACUUCUGCUUUCUUUUGGUAUAUUCCCAAAUGUUCUUUCCAGUUCCUUUCCUGUAAGUUCUCACUCCAGUAUGAAGUCUAUAAAUUUUUAGUUGUUCUAGGGUUGAUAUUGUAACUCUCCUGCUUGUUGUACUGCUGAUCAUGCUCUGAUUGCUUGUUAUGCUUGUUGCUUUCUGCUUAAA